Molecule: messenger RNA, 1677 nt
Organism: Desarmillaria tabescens
Lineage: Eukaryota; Fungi; Basidiomycota; Agaricomycetes; Agaricales; Physalacriaceae
Product: glycoside hydrolase
Exons: 2
Coding region: 1-1677 (558 amino acids)
Biological process (GO): mannose trimming involved in glycoprotein ERAD pathway; carbohydrate metabolic process
Cellular component (GO): endoplasmic reticulum; membrane
Molecular function (GO): mannosyl-oligosaccharide 1,2-alpha-mannosidase activity; calcium ion binding
Source: RefSeq, a predicted model, not a curated record
AUGCUUUUGCCUGCACCAGUGUCCUUUUCCGCAGCAACGGUCAGACUAAAAGCGCUGCGCCGUCCUCGAUGGAUUGCUGCUGUUCUGGUCCUCUUUCUUCUAUGGCUAGUCCUUCCUUGGUUUACCCGCCCACCGCCGCCCCCUUUGCCCUUUCCCCCUCCUCCGCGUACAGCCACUGCCAACCGCAUUCGGAAUGCUUUCAUACACGCCUAUACCGGCUAUCUCACCCAUGCAUUCCCCGACGACGAGCUCCGUCCCCUCAGUCUCCGUAACACGACCAAUCUUAAUGGAUGGGGUCUUACCGUCUUCGACGGGCUGGAUACAAUGUGGAUCAUGGGUAUCCCAGAAUUAUGGGAUCAUGCCGUAGAGUACAUCGCAGAACACCGGUUUCAGAUGCGACCCAAAGACUUUGCCCCGUUCUUCGAGACCAACAUUCGUUACCUCGGAGGUAUGCUUAGCGCGUACGCCUUGUCGGGUAAUCCUCUGUUACUCGAAAAGGCAGACGAGCUAGGUGCUGCGAUGUUACCCGCCCUAGACACGCCCUCUGGACUGCCAGCAUUUGCUGUAAAUACCCGAACAGGGUUAACGAGACCAGGGUGGACUGGAGGUACACUGUGGGCAGAGGCUCUCAGCUGUCAAUUGGAGUACAAAUAUCUCGCUCACCUCACUUCCAACCCGACAUAUUUCACCAAGGUUGAGGACAUCAUGGCUAUGAUGGAAACCGCAAACUUGACUGGACCUGGUCUGUUCCCAACAAUAUGGGACACAAAGACAGGAACGUCCAGAGGACGUGUCUUCAGCGCUGGGGCAUUUGCUGAUAGUGCGCACGAGUACUUCCUGAAGCAAUAUCUCCUCACCUCACAUUCCGAGCCACGCGCAUUAUCUCUAUACAUCGACGUAGCGGAAGCCAUUAUCGAUCACUUGCUCUACUACCUGCCUUUCCGCGACUUCCUAUACGUCACAGAUAUCGACCUGCCUACUAUGAAACCCUCAUACAUAUUCGAGCAUCUCUCCUGUUUUCUCCCUGGCAUGUUCAUGUUGGGUGUGCAUACUCUAUCCGACAAACUCACCCCCGAGCAGAUAGCGAAGCACAAAUGGGCAGCCAGAGGACUAGCCAAAGCAUGUUGGCUCACGUACGCAGACAUGCCUUCCGGCCUGGGUCCAGACGAGGUCAUCAUGCAGAAAGAAGGUUCACUAGCUUGGGUUCGUGCUUAUGCAGAGUGGCAGCAGCAGGGAGAAGAGGGCGAUGCUCCUGGUUCGCGCGAGACUGAACCUGAACCUGAGCGAGACCUUCGUGGUUAUAAAGUCCGGAAAGGCGCGUAUCUUCUUAGGCCUGAAGCACUAGAAAGCUUCUACAUUUUGUGGAGACUUGGAGAAGGCAAUGUCUGGAAAGAGCGCUCUUGGAAAGUCUUUGAGGCAAUCGAGGCAGUGGCCAGGACGCCUGAGGCAUAUGCGAGCGUCACUGACGUUGAGAAACCAGUAUUGGAUGGGGAAUUCAGGCUAAAAGAUGAGAUGCCGAGUUACUUUUUAGCAGAAACGCUGAAAUACUUGUAUCUUAUGUUCAACGACGACGCCGAAUAUCCUUUUGAAGAGUGGGUUUUUAACACAGAGGCUCAUCCACUGCCGGUGUUCCAUUGGAGCGAAGCGGAGAAGUUGGCCUAUAACAUAUCUUCAUGA